Paramecium sonneborni is the source of this 538-nucleotide messenger RNA. The record is from the annotation of a GenBank genome assembly. NCBI's taxonomy places the organism in Eukaryota, Ciliophora, Oligohymenophorea, Peniculida, Parameciidae.
AGUCUUGUGAAACUUAGGAUAAAUGUGGAAUUUGUAUAUAUGGUUAUAUCAGUCCAGAGUAUAUGAUGUUACUAAACCUUAGUAGUGCUAAAUUAGUAAGAUAAAGGCUUAUCAUUAUUUUUAGUAUGCCCUGAUCCAACAAAAUUAUGUUCUUUAGAUUAAACAGGAACUAUAAAAAUAAGUUCCUUUUGUAUGGAGGGUUAAUCAAAGGAUUUGAAUAACAUUAGUAUUUAUUCUAUUAUGGACUUUGAUAGAUUGUCAAAAGUGUGAAGAAAAUUGUUUAUCGUGUGGAUUUUAUAAAUCUUCCGCUGGAAAUUAAUAUUCUACUUGUGAUUUUUGUUCAGUUGGCUAAUAAUUAGUGAUUACUUAAAAACAAGUGUAUAAGUUUUUAAGAGUGUGUAGCAAAAUAUGAUUACGAACUCAUAAAUCAAUUUGAAUAUCUAGAUAAUUUAUAUAAAUAUGGGUCUUAUAAGUAAUUUUAUAUAUGAAGCAUUUAGUUGACUUGUAAACAAUGUAAUUUAGGAUAUUCUCCUUAAGA